UUCGGGUUCGAUCACUACGUGGCAGCAGAGAGAGAGAUUUCAGAUCUGGAAAUCAGGAGCAGGAAAGCAAAGGGAGAGCGAGCGAGAGAGGGAAACAAGGGAACUGGUGCGGAUCCACACGCUAAAUACACCACCCUGUUGAAGAUCUGUUCUACAAUUUUUGAAGAUGAAACAUUUGGCUGUAUAUCUGUUGGCGUUCUGGUGCUAUAUAUGGCAAACACAGGCUGAAUUCUUCACAUCAAUAGGUCAGAUGACGGACUUGAUUUAUAUCGAAAAAGACCUGGUGAAAUCGCUGAAAGAAUAUAUAAAGGCAGAAGAGAGUAAAUUAACAGAAAUUAAAAGUUGGGCUGAAAAGCUGAAUCAACUGACACACAUAUCAACUUCUGACCCAGAAGGAUAUCUGGGUCAUCCAGUGAAUGCAUACAAACUCAUGAAGCGGUUGAACACAGAAUGGCUAAAACUAGAGAGCUUGGUUCUGCAGCAAACUUCUGAUGCGUUUAUUGCUAAUCUGUCGAUCCAGAGGGAGAACUUUCCCACUGAUGAAGAUGAGAGUGGAGCUGGGAAAGCCAUCAUGCGUUUGCAGGACACCUACAGACUGGAUUCCGAAAGUAUUUCCAAGGGCAGGCUGCCAGGUGCACAGCAUAUUGUCCCUCUGACGGUUGACGAUUGCUUUGAGCUGGGGAAGAUAGCAUACAAUGAUGCAGAUUACUACCACACUGUACUGUGGAUGCAGCAAGCCCUCAAACAGCUGGAAGAAGGGGAGCCCAGUGUCUUAACCCAGGCCGAAGCUUUGGAUUAUCUCAGCUACUCCGUGUACCAGAUGGGCGAUAUCCAGCGUGCUAUUGAUCUGACAAAGCGUCUCAUCGCAGUUGAUCCAACACACUUAAGAGCCCAAAGUAACCUCCAUUACUUUAAGAACUUUUUGCAUGAAGAGGGGCAAAGUGAUCAAGCAAGAAAAGAUGAUUACUAUCAAUCCCAGUCAAAGGAGGAAGUCUACAUGCGCCCAGAAAACUAUUUAACUGAACGUGAUUCUUACGAAUCUCUGUGCAGAGGAGAAGGAAUUAAAAUGACGAAUCGCAGAAGAGGUAGGCUGUUUUGCCGCUACCAUAAUAAUAACAAUCACCCACGCUUAAUUAUCGCCCCAAUGAAAGAAGAGGACGAGUGGGACAGUCCGCACAUUGUCCGUUACCAUGAGAUGCUGUCUGAUGCAGAAAUUGAAAAAAUUAAAGAGCUAGCCAAGCCCAGGUUAGCCAGAGCCACAGUUAGGAACUCAGUCACUGGGAUCCUAGAGACAGCGAACUAUAGAAUCAGUAAGAGUGCGUGGUUGGAUGAUGAUGAAGAUCCUGUUGUGAAUAGAGUCAAUCAACGAAUAGAGGACAUUACAGGCUUGGAAGUGGACACUGCGGAGUUUCUUCAGGUAGCGAAUUAUGGAGUUGGAGGACAGUACGAGCCACAUUUCGACUUCUCCAGACGCCCUUUCGACAGCAACCUUGCGACGCAGGGGAAUAGACUAGCUACGUUUCUAAAUUAUAAAGAGGAACAUGAUGCUUUCAAAGAAUUAGGCACUGGGAAUCGUCUUGCCACUUUUUUAAACUACAUGAGUGACGUUCCAGCAGGAGGAGCCACAGUAUUUCCUGACUUUGGUGCUGCCAUAUACCCAAAAAAGGGCACAGCAGUCUUUUGGUAUAACCUUUUUAGAAGUGGAGAAGGUGAUUAUAGAACGCGGCAUGCAGCCUGUCCAGUAUUAGUAGGAAGUAAAUGGGUUUCCAAUAAAUGGAUCCAUGAGAGAGGACAAGAGUUCAGGAGACCAUGCGGAUUGACAGAGGUGGAUUGAACUGACAGGCCAUGGUAUUAUCCCGAUUUGUAUUCCUCCCUUAUUUUAUCAGGACAGACAAACAGUCAGGAUUUGAUGUUUCUCCCCCUUCAAUCAGCUCCUGCAUUCCACUUCGAUCAGAUCACACAAUUUUCAUUCCAGUUGAUUCUUUUUCUUCGCUCCCCCACCUCCACCUCGCCCAAAAAAACUGGACCCAAUGAUUCUCAAUGAGAGGUGAAAAACACUGUUAUCUUCAAUUUGUCAGCCACUCCAUACAAGAAAAUCAUUCAACCCAUUUGGCAACAAGUAUUAGAUCUGAAUGCUUUGCUGUCCAGGAGAAGACAGCAAUCCUUUCCCUCUAGGAAAAGAAGUGGAUGAAAAAUGUCAGAGCAUUCAUUCAUCCUUCCAUCCUCUUACCUUAUGAAUUUCAGCAGAAGAAAAUGUGCGGUUUGGACCCAAGGCUCCUUCACUUGGAUACGGCUCCAUACUUCUCUUGUUUUCACACAUCAAAGGCACCCUUCUCUUGACCCAUCCCUACCUUUUUAAGAUGCUCAAAAUCUUCUUGAAACAGUCCACUUAAGAAGAGUAUUCACAUGAAAAUUGUUUGGCCAUCCUAGCUUAAGCUACCUAUUUACUGAAGAGAUUUUCAUUGUCACCUUUUUGUCUGUUAAUUUUUGUUUUGAGGAAUUCUUCAAUGGACUUCUAUUUUUCAGUUGAUGAAUACAAUUUUGUCAUCACAUUCUAAUCACCUUUUGCAAAAUUACAGAUGUUGAAAUCUCUUUUAAGCACCUAGUUAAUGCAAAUCUCUCCUAAAUUGCAACAAAACCGAAGUGCAAACAGAAAAUGUUCUACCAAUUUAGAUCACGUUUAGUGACUACCUUGAUUCUUUCCUAUGUGUUGCACUGUCAAUGAGUCCUGAUUCAUGGGUUAGUAAGUGGCAGCUUAAGAGGAAGACUCGUCACCACUUUCUAAGGCAAACUUGGAGGGAUAGCCAACAAAUGGAGCUUUGUCAGUGUUUCUCACAGUGAGAAUGAAAGUAAGAAAGUUAGACUGCGCUGUGCACAUGAAUCUGACCAAUUUGUUAGAAAACCAUGAACCAUUCCAACUUGAAAAUCAAUAUUUUUGAGAAGGCUCAUCAAAGAUUCAUGCUGAGAAAAUUAUACAAAUGUCUUCAAAAUCUAUUUUGAUAAUGUCGGAGAUAGCGAGAACUGCAGAUGCUGGAGUUGGAGACAACACCGUAUGGAGCUGGAGGAACACAGCAGGCCAGGCAGCAUUGGAGGAGCAGGAAAUUUGACCUGAACUGUCAACUUUCCUGCUCUUCUGAUGCUGCCCAGCCCAUUUUCGAAAUGUUCCUUUUGUCCCCUUGACCCAUCCUACCUGGAAACAUAUUUUCCCCCCAUCUACUUGGGCUCCUGAAACUCCCACAUCACUUUUGACCCAAGCAACAGGAUACUUGUCACGGUCUAUUCCUUACUGUAAAUACAAAUACAUUGAAUCUCUUACAUUUUGGCAGGGAAUGUAAGAAGCUUUCAUACUUAUUGGGAAAACAAAGUCCAAAUAAGAGAAAUGAGCAAAGGGAUCUAGGCAUCCAAGUAUAGAAUGUGGGCCAGAAGACGUGGGCUCAAAUCCCACUAUCACAACUUGUCUGAACAAGCUGAUUACAAAUAUUUCAAAUAUAGAAAGUAAUAAUAUUGAGUUAAUUAUAAACAGCAAAUAAAUCAAUGCUGUUCAUAUCCUCAGGGGUAAAAUUGAAAAGCAGUGGUCUUAUGACCUUUGGGCUAGAAGGUCUGGGUUCAAGUCUCAUCUGUACCAGAAAUGUGUCAUUACAGGAUGAUUAAAAUUGAAAAAUAGGGCAUCAAGUGAGAUGCUGGUGAUAAAGUUGAUUUGAACCACUGCAUUAAACCACAUUUCCUGGCUUCCAGAUCCCUAUGACCAGAAUGAUUGGAGUGCGAAACUGCCACACACAAGGAAUAGUUCAGGUAACUAGGUCAAAUAAGCACAUGAGGGAGAAGGAGGUAGUAGAAUACACUGAAGGUUAAGAUGAUGACAGUUGGGUGGAGCCCCUUAUUGACAAAAGGUCAGCAUUUAUUGUGAUCCCUGAAGAAGGUGUUGAAGGUCCUUGAUGCAAUGAAAACAACAGAUGCUCAGACAGCAUCCAUUGAGAGACAGCAAGCUAAUUUUUCGAGUCUAAUGACUCUGAUGACGUACAGAUUCUUACACCUGCAGUAACUUGCUUCUUGAUGUGAUGCCUGGCAUUCCACGUGGAUCAUUUUGUGCCCAGAAGAGAAAACAAGAUAGAUCUUGCCUUUGUAGACUCUCAACAAGAAGCAAUCUGGUGAUUCCUUUGGUAAAGAAGGACUUUAUCAGGACACAAUUUAAGAUUUAAAUAUUUUUUAAAGUUUUAACAAGUCCGUUAUCUCCCUACACUUUUGUAUGGCUUCACCUAUUUGAAAAUCAAGACACUUAUCCAUCUUGUGACAUUGAGUCUUGAAACAGAAUGUGUCAUCCUAGUGUAACUGAACUUAAAUCUGCAGAAACCAGUAGAUUGACUGUGGCCUGUAAUUUCUAUCCUUCAAGCACUGCAUACUUCACCUUGACUCCUCUGAAAACCCGAAAGAUCUUGAAAUGCGACUGUAAAUACUUUCCCUCAUCUGUCAUGUCAAUCAAAUAGACUGUUGGAAACCCGAAGAAACACAAGAUUACCUGUGUAAUUCUCUCUAUGUUGCUUUUUACCAAUUUCACUCCAAAGAUCGGGGAUGGGAAAGUUCUUCCCUUCCUCUGGGUUGUUGCAAUUGCAGAAUAUUGAUGAAUUUGAUUUAAUUUGCUGUUUUAACUUUCGUUUUUGUUGCGUAGAGUUUCUUUAAAUACAGAGUGGUUUUAUUAACUUUUAAAGAAAAAUCUUAAAUGUUAUUAAAUUUGUUUUGGUUUUUUUUGUAUGGAGCACAAGUAGCUCAAAGCUGUUGGAGGAAGUUGUGGUCCAACUGUUAUCUUUGUUAGGAUGAAUGAAUAAAAUAAGAAAAUCAGAUGA
Messenger RNA from Stegostoma tigrinum, 4841 nucleotides. Its product is annotated as prolyl 4-hydroxylase subunit alpha-2-like. The transcript has 16 exons. Lineage: Eukaryota; Metazoa; Chordata; Chondrichthyes; Orectolobiformes; Stegostomatidae. Gene Ontology annotation, molecular function: L-ascorbic acid binding; protein binding; procollagen-proline 4-dioxygenase activity. The coding region runs from base 167 to 1834 and encodes 555 amino acids. The record is from RefSeq and is a predicted model, not a curated record. Gene Ontology annotation, biological process: peptidyl-proline hydroxylation to 4-hydroxy-L-proline. Gene Ontology annotation, cellular component: endoplasmic reticulum.